GGAAGUCAAAGGUCGGUAAAUAGUGGUGAUGUCAUGCAGGCAAGAUGGCGGAAGGGGAGGACGUGGGAUGGUGGCGGAGCUGGUUGCAGCAGAGCUACCAGGCGGUCAAGGAAAAGUCCUCCGAAGCCUUGGAGUUCAUGAAGCGGGACCUGACAGAGUUCACCCAGGUGGUGCAGCAUGACACGGCCUGCACCAUCGCAGCCACGGCCAGCGUGGUCAAGGAGAAGCUGGCUACUGAAGGCUCCUCGGGGGCGACGGAGAAAAUGAAGAAGGGUUUGUCUGACUUCCUAGGGGUGAUCUCCGACACCUUUGCUCCCUCAGCAGACAAAACCAUCGAUUGCGAUGUCAUCACCCUGAUGGGCACACCCUCUGGCACAGCUGAGCUCUAUGAUGGCACCAAGGCUCGUCUCUAUAGCCUGCAGUCAGACCCGGCAACCUACUGCAAUGAACCAGAUGGGCCCCCGGAAUUGUUUGACGCCUGGCUUUCCCAGUUCUGCUUGGAGGAGAAGAAGGGGGAGAUCUCAGAGCUCCUUGUAGGCAGCCCCUCCAUCCGGGCCCUCUACACCAAGAUGGUGCCAGCGGCUGUUUCCCACUCAGAAUUCUGGCAUCGGUAUUUUUAUAAAGUUCAUCAACUGGAGCAGGAGCAGGCCCGGAGGGAUGCCCUGAAGCAGCGGGCAGAACAAAGCAUCUCUGAGGAGCCUAGAUGGGAGGAGGAAGAAGAGGAGCUUGUGGGCAUUUCACCCGCACCUCCAAAAGAGGCAAAGGUUCCUGUGGCCAAAACGUGCACAUCCCUUGAAGGAGGACCUGGCCCCCAGAGUCCCUGUGAAGAGAAUCUGGUGACCCCAGUCGAGCCUCCAACAGAAGUCACUCCAUCCGAGAGCAGCGAGAGUAUCUCCCUCGUGACCCAGGUUGCCAAAUCUGCCACCACACCUGAGGCACCAGUACUGCCCAAGGACCUGUCCCAAAAGCUUCUAGAGGCCUCUUUGGAGGAACAGAACCUGGCUGUGGAUGUGGGCGAGACUGGACCCCCACCCCCAGCUCAGUCUAAGCCCCACACCUCUGCCGGUCGCCCCACUGGCCCAGAGCCCAGGCCUCCAGCCAGAGUAGAGACUCUCAGGGAGGAGGUGCUCACAGACUUACGGGUGUUUGAGCUGAACUCGGACAGUGGGAAAUCUACACCUUCCAACAAUGGAAAGAAAGGCUCAAGCACAGACAUCAGCGAGGACUGGGAGAAGGACUUUGACUUGGACAUGACUGAAGAAGAAGUGCAGAUGGCACUUUCCAAAGUGGAUGCCUCGGGUGAGUCCUCUCCCAUUUGCAGCUGGAAGAUGUAGAGUGGGAGGACUGGGAAUGAGGGGAGCCAGAGCAAGCAGCUCCCCCUCCCACAGCACCUCCCAUUUCCCUCGAUCGUCUCAGCCCAGCCCUGGAAGACACUGACCAAGAAUGUCCCCCAAGUGGCCUCUCAACCAGAGCUCUAGGCACAGAUUCUGAGUUGUUUCUUGCUGGCCCUGUGGGCCUCUGCUCACAUCUGGGAAGGGGCUCACAAACCAAGAACUCUGACUUGUGCCAACCAUAGGAUGACCUAAGGGGGAGGAAACCUGCCCCCUCACCGGAAGAGCCUACAUUUCUAUGCUGAAUACCCUGUUCCUGGGGACUCUUGCUGGGAAGUCCCAAGGGAUAGCUCCAUCCCUUCUGCCUGUGUGGACAGAAGCUGAACCACCAGUCUCUUGGAAGAAGCCAAGUCAACGCACUGUCCACCCAUAAGCAGGCAAGGAAAGACAUGCCACCUUGCCACCUGCCAUUGGCUAGAUGGGGAUGGCAAACAGUUUGGUUCUUAUUCCGGUGGGUAAGAGACGUUUGAUUCUGGGAAAUUAGCCUCUCUUGGGAAUCUCCUCUUCCCAGGCAUUUCCAUUCCCAGAAAGGUUCCUUGUGGUUCAGAAUCUAGAGACCAAACCCUGAGUUCCCCUCUCCUCUCAUCCAGCCCAGCUGGGAUGUCCCCAACACCUUUCCCAGGGCUUCCUCAUGUCAGAUGCACCCAAGUCCUUAGCCCAGCUGUGCCACCUGCAAGACUCUGCUCUUGCUUUUCUCCCCCUCCCCACGAAGGGAGGGGCCACUUCAGGCCCUUCUGUGCGAUGCCUGGCGGGGUACUUUGUCCAGCCAGCUACCCACCUCAAUUCACCUGGAUCUUAGGACAUAAGCCAGCUCGCAGUGGUACAGAGCAGUGAUCAAAGCUGAGUACUUACAACUCGGGUAAGCCCAAUUUCUCUGCCUCAGCCCUUCUGCUUCUAGAAGGGAGCUCUUCUGAAAAAGGCUUCUGAGAAAGCUCUUCUUGAAGGCAGACCUGUCUUUGCCUCUCACCCUCCACUCUGCUAAAGCUGCACCUCUCUUGGGGGAAUGCAGGGCUGCAGGAAUCCCUGGAGGCCCUGGUGCUUAGUGCUGCUCUGGUAUUCUAGUACAUAGUCUGGUGUUCACCAAUGAUUUCAUGGGAGCGUGGCUGGGAUCCCAAGGAGUGAGGGGGUGGGGCGGAGAGAAUGCGGAAUCUGUUUGAUUGGAUGGGGUUUUUCUCUUUGUAAUUAUUUCUUUAGUUUAAUCUUUUGGUUGUUUGUGCAAUAUUAUAUAUUUUAAAUUAUAAUGCAUCUCCCCAGAGUAUUUUGUAGCUGGGAAAAGAAAAAAAGGAGAACAAAAAAAAAAAAGAUUCUAACAGCUGUUAGUUUUGUAAUUAAAAAAGAAAGAAAAAAGAACUUUGUCCUGAACCUUUUCCAGACUUGUCGUUAACAGCAUUAAAGAGAUUCAACAGAAGCUG
This is a messenger RNA of Myotis brandtii (Brandt's bat), 2803 nucleotides long. RefSeq names its product BSD domain containing 1 (gene BSDC1). The coding region runs from base 45 to 1334 and encodes 429 amino acids. Gene Ontology annotation, cellular component: cytoplasm. The transcript has 11 exons. The record is from RefSeq and is a predicted model, not a curated record. Lineage: Eukaryota; Metazoa; Chordata; Mammalia; Chiroptera; Vespertilionidae.